Messenger RNA from Clonostachys byssicola, 1017 nucleotides. Lineage: Eukaryota; Fungi; Ascomycota; Sordariomycetes; Hypocreales; Bionectriaceae. The record is from the annotation of a GenBank genome assembly.
UCUUUCUCUCCUUACGCUGAACAAUAUGCGAAUCCCCAUGGCCCCAAUGAUGGCAGGCCUACAGGCUCCCAGAUCGUCAAGGACUACGGGCUCGAAAACAAGUUCAGCGGUAAGGUCGUUCUAGUGACCGGCGCCACCUCAGGCAUUGGGCUAGAGACAGCGCGUGCCAUGCACGAGACAGGUGCAGAUGUUUACAUCGCUGCGCUUGAAGCUACAAAAGCUCACAAUUUGAUCGAAGACAUUAAGAAGUCAUCCAAGGGUACAGGCAAGAUUCAACUUCUUGACCUUGAUUUGGGUUCCUUGGAUUCUGUCAGCCACACGGUGCAGAAGUUCAAGAGUCUGUCCUCAACUCUCAACAUUCUCAUCACGAAUGCAGGCAUUAUGACCGCAGCUCCAGGCAGCAGGACCAAAGAAGGAUUCGACAUGCGAUUUGGCAUCAACCACUUGGGCCAUUAUGCUCUAACUGCCCAAUUACUGCCGCUUCUUAUUCGCUCCAGCACACCGGAAUUCAACUCAAGGGUUGUGGCCAUCACUUCAAGUGCACAUCGGUUCUCCUCGAUCCGGUGGGAUGAUUUGAAUUUGACCCAAACUGACGACGUCUGGACCGCAUACGGACAGUCUAAAACCGCAAACUUGUGGAUGGCAAAUUACAUUGACCGAAAGUACGGUCCACGAGGGGUCCAUGCUAGCGCAGUCAACCCCGGGAUGAUCUGGACUGGCAUUCUUGAUGACUUAGACCCUAUCACUAGCGAGCAAUGGAAGAACGACAAGAGUUUGAUGGAUGUCAUGCAGUCGCCUGCUCAAGGAUCGGCAACAACUGUGUGGGCUGCAGUUUCUCCCACGUGGGAAGGAAAGGGCGGGAAAUAUCUCCUCGCAUGCGGCGUUGGUGAAUCUUUGAAAGAUGAGAACUCCGUUGUGGACCCAGGGUAUGCUGCUCACGCUUACGAUGAGGAAGGGGAGAACCGAUUGUGGGAGCUCAGCGGUCAGCUGACUGGGAUUUUUGUCCAGGAGACUUAG